AAGUGAAACCCAUCUUUCUAGGCUAGGGCUGUAUUCCAUCUAGUGAUCUAGACUAGAAUAUUCUAGAUCUAUUAUUAUAAGACUCUAUAUGUAAACAGUAAACUAAACAUAAAAUAACCAUGCAAGAAAGAAAUGAAGUGGAGUUUGUUUUGGAAGGUCAAGAUUCAUCAUUGAUCAGUUUUAAGCAUUGCACCAAAAAUCCGGGUCAUAAAGAUUUUGUUAAAUUUACUGACUUUAAAGUUGAAAAUCUUCCAUCUGAUUAUCAAGAUGUUAUGAUUUACAAAAUGAUUCAGUACAUUGGUUUAAUCACUGUAAAAUUGAAUGUUUCAUUUACAUCCAACAAUAGAUCAAAUAAUGAUGAAACAGCCAAGUUUAGAGGGACAACAAACAUUCGACUUGGAAGUGGCUUUAUUAUGUCUGUGUGUAAAAAAGAAAAAAGCUUAGGAAAAAAAUGUCCUUGUAAAGAAUGUUUAGAAUCUAACAAUCCCAAAGAGCAGUGGGCAGAAAUAUUAGUGCUUACUGCCAAACAUGUUGUUUUCGACACAGAAGAGGUAAAACAUACAAAAUGUGAACUCUUCUAUGAUGUAGUGAGACAAAUAGAGAUUUUGUAUGGCCUCAAAGUUCAUAAAGUAAUAGAUAAAAAUGAUGCCUGCAUAUUUCUUUGUGCUAUGCAUAAUCUGGAAACAUGGAAUAAAAUCAAAAUGUUGUGUGACAUGCGGGAUAAUAUACAUCGGAAGUUGGCAGACAAAUACACAUCUAAAGGUUUAAAAAACCAAUUGGCUAUUAUAGUCUCCCACCCUCAUGGCCAGCCAAAGAUGGUGAGUGUAGGAGACGUGAUAAGUUUUAAAAGAUCUCUUGAUGGGGACGUUCAGUACGAAUACAGAGCUUCCACUUGUUCUGGAUCUAGUGGGGCCCCUGUUUAUGUACUGUCAAGAGAAUGGGACUUAAACUUUUCUGAACAUGUCCAUAGCAGCUCAACGUUAAGGAAUGGUAUCAACAGAAGUAGUUUUGGACCAGCUUGAUAUGGGAAAUCUUUCUUAAGUUGUGAAAUAAUUCUUUUCAAAAUUUUGAUUUUAUUUCUUGAAUACAUUGAAGCACUCCAGUGGCGUAGCUAGCAAUGUGCGGAUGGUGCGUUCCGCACAGGACAUCAAGUGGUGAGGAGCAUCAAAAAAGCCCUCAGCAUGAAUUAAGUUCCUCUGAGCUUUUCAGUAAGAUAUACAUAUUGCUCAUGUAUGACCAAACACAAACUUCUGUAUUUGAAGACUAAAAAAAAAACAAAGAUUUACUGCUGCAGGGGGUAAACGACAAUGUGAAAGCAAAAAACAUCUUUCUGAAAAACCUUAACAUUCUCCUAGCCGAUGAACAUACUCACAACGUCUUUUCAUCCCCACCUUUUGUAGUAUUCAGGCGAGACCAAAACCUACAAGACACAUUAGUACACACUAAACUCCACAUUUCAAGUGAACCUGGCACUUGGCCAUGUAAGCGUCGUAACUGUCAGACCUGCAAACACACGCUCGCCACCCACCAUCACUUGUCCUAAAAUCACCUUCAGGAUCAGUGGCAAAUUUAACUGUAAUAGUAGAGGAGUCAUAUAUAUAUAUAUAUAUAUAUAUAUAUAUAUAUAUAUAUGCUAUAAUAUGCUCAAGGUGUCAGAUGGUCUAUAUUGGAAACAGAGGCAGGACCUUAAAAACACGACUCCAAGAACACCUUAGAGACAUUCGUAACUUUGCAACUAAGCCCGUCUCUAUCCAUUUUAAUAACACACAUCAUAGGGGUACCACCGAUCUCCUCGUCACUGCUAUACAACAAUGCAAUAACAAAAACAUCCGUCUGCAGAUCAAAAACAAACUUAUUUACAUGUCAGGUACCAUCCAACCUAAUGGGAUCAACAACCAGCACACUACAGUACCCCUUAAUUUUCCUAUUCAUCUUUGCCUGACAUCUCCGCCCCCUUCCGAUUUCCUGCGCUUUUACACCAGCGUAGCUCAUUUCUUUUCUGCCUCGAUAGAGAACAACAUUGGACAGAUAAGUUAACUUAUAUUUUGUGUUAAUUGUUUGUUAUUUUUUGUUUGUUUUGUAGCUGAUGAAGGCCUCGUGGCCCAAACAUCCUUUGUUUUACUUGGUAUUUUCUGUUUUUGAAAUGUCAACUAAAAAUGUAUUUGUUUAGCUACUUUGUUAUUCUCAUCUAAUUAUUUCUUCACUGUAAGAUGUAGACAAGCUGGAGUCAAAUCGAUUAGAUUUGUUGAAAUCUCUGAGGGUAAAGCAUUUUACACGCUUAUUUUCUUCUGAGGCCAUUGGUCGUGGCACAUGUUGUUACUUAAUUGUUCAAUGCACUGGUUUUAGGAGAAAGUCAUGUGCAAAUAGGUAAAAAUUUCUACUUCAUUAUCCAGUCCAAUGGUUUUAUCUACAUCCUGAUUUUAUAAAUACAUCUUAAGACACUAGAUCUAGAUAAUUGUUGUUAUUUUUAUGUCACUGUGAUUCUUUUUAGUCAUUUUUGAAUGAAUUCACUGAUUCUAGUUUUAAAACCAGCUAGAUGAGAAUCCGUCAAGAUGGUUAGGGAUAAAUUUAUAGAAACUCUGAAGACAUUGACUAAUACAGGUAAAAAUUAUUCUAUUAGAUCUGAAGCAAAAUGAUUGUUAGUUGCUAGAUGCUGUUUUUUGAUUUUCUGAGCCCAUGUAUUUAAAACUUAAAUAAACAAAGCGCACGUCUACCUUCAAAUCAAUGAUUGUCUGUUUGAAAUUGUGCACUCAAAAUGGAAAACAUUAAAUACAAUCUAAAAUACUUGUGAGAGGGCAUUGCUGAAAAUAUGGAUUUGUAUCGCCUUCCCAACUAUUGAAUCCUUAGAUUGAAGUCAAUCUCGAGACUGCUCCUAGCAACAUUGACAAAAACAAAUUUCAUCUCGAGCAAAAUAAACUUCAACUGUUUGUCGCAGUCUCUUAUGAAGCCUCCAAACUUCAGAAACAAAAACCUGCUAAGCUUUUUAUUUUUAAAAAUAUAGACUCGAUGAGUCAGGCCCGAAUAUCAUCAACUUGUUUCAAAUAUUUCUGAUAAAUAUGGUAAGCAAGGCUACAUUGGAGCGAAGUUAUUCCAAACUAAAGUUAAUAAAGAAUUAUUUGCAAUCAGGAAUGUCUAAUUGACGAAUUAAUAAUUUGACCAUUUUUCCCGUUCAGCAAAAGCUGGUGGGCAAAAAUUAUUUUGAUAAAAUUAUUGAUAGUUUUGCAUGUAGUAAAGGGACAUAAGAUUCAUUUGUAGUAUCUUUGUUAAACUAGAUCAAUUGCGAAUUAGAAAUACUUGAACAAGUACACAUUAUUUUAAAAAGAAAAAAUGUUCAUUUGAUUUUUUUUAUUGGGGGGAGGGCAUCAUAAAACCUAGCUAUGCCACUGAAGCACUCAAAAUUUCAUUAUUUGCUUUAUCACCUAAAAUGUGAACAAUCUGAACCCAUUUCUCAUAAAAACAUGAUGCUUAAUUUUAAAGCUAAUGGUCUUGCAGCUGAGCAAUUAAAUUAAUUCCACAGUACCGGUAUUAGUUCAAACAAUAAAACUUACUUUUUUAAUUUAUUUUAAGGGCCUUAAAUCAGUUAAUAAAAAACAUUUUAAAAUUGUGUGUCUGUUGCCUAAAGAAAGCAAAGCUUAUUCAGUCCUAAGACUUUCUUUAUACUUGCUUCUUUAUUUCAAAUCAAAAGAUGGACUGACCAGAUCUGUUAUGGAAUAAAAUAUAUAUAUAUUUUACUACUUACCUGUGAUAUAUAUGGAAGUGUGAAAUAGAAUUUAUAACAGAAAAAAAAUUUGACUGGAUUGAUGUGCUUAUGUUAAUAAUAUAUCUAUUUAUACGUUCUCUUAUAUUUUCUGUUAUAUUUUAUUUUAAUAUAAAGACUUAUAUGAACUAACCUACAGGUAUCAUUUGGUCUUAUUAUUGUAAUUUUUUUUUGUAUCGAUGAUGUUAAUGUUUUACUGAAUCUUAAUGCCUUUUGUAAACAUUGAUUAUUAAAAGAUCAAUUGUAAAAUCAUA
Messenger RNA from Biomphalaria glabrata, 4011 nucleotides. RefSeq lists its product as uncharacterized. The transcript has 2 exons. Bases 120 to 1022 code for a protein of 300 amino acids. The record is from RefSeq and is a predicted model, not a curated record. Lineage: Eukaryota; Metazoa; Mollusca; Gastropoda; Planorbidae.